This is a messenger RNA of Stereum hirsutum FP-91666 SS1, 1599 nucleotides long. Its product is annotated as amidase signature enzyme. Lineage: Eukaryota; Fungi; Basidiomycota; Agaricomycetes; Russulales; Stereaceae. Gene Ontology annotation, molecular function: catalytic activity. The coding region runs from base 1 to 1599 and encodes 532 amino acids. The record is from RefSeq and is a predicted model, not a curated record. The transcript has 6 exons.
AUGUCUCUCACUCCUGCCCAGUUCCUGUCUCGGUACGUUGAGAGUCAGACCUUUCGUCCUGGAGAAGACAAGUUCUUCGAGGGCGUACUUGAAGCUUUCAAGUUACACGUCGAUGCUGUUGAACAGGAAGCAGAGUACUUUCCUCCCGUAGACCUUGAACGUUUCCCCCGAGGACCUAUCUCCCGCCCACCUCCAUCGGAGAACACUAACAACGCUUGGGCCCACAAAUGCACCAUCACUGCCAAACCACCCAUCACUAAUGGCCCUCUCUCUGGACGCACCAUCGUCCUCAAAGAUAACAUCACGGUCAAAGACGUUCCUUGUCUCAUGGGCACUUCGAACUUUACCGAUUGGGUCCCAAAGACCGAUGCUACUAUCGUCACUCGUAUUCUCGAGGCUGGAGGGACGAUUGUUGGCAAGGCUGUUUGCGAGAAUUUUUCGUUGAGUGGUGUAUCGGAGACGGCGGCGACGGGUCCGGUGGAUAAUCCGUGGGCGAAAGGCUACAACGCCGGUGGGUCGAGUUCGGGAUGUGGGAGUUUAAUUGGAUGCGGGGAAGUGGAAAUGGGUAUGGGAGGUGAUCAGGGUGGGAGUAUCAGGCUACCUUCGGCGUGGUGUGGGAUUUAUGGAAUGAAGCCAACGAGAGGACUCGUUCCUUACACUGGGAUCGCAUCACUCGACGCCUCUGUUGAUCAUACAGGACCGAUGACGCGAACUGCGCUGGACAAUGCUCUGCUGCUGCAGGUUACCGCUGGCUCAGAUGGCAUCGAUGACCGUCAAGUGAACUGUCCUCCCACGUCCCUGCUGCCCGCCUAUCAUACCGCUCUUCUAUCCUUCCCAGCCAAAAUCACGCCUACCCACCCCAAACCUCUGGCUGGAAUGGUUUUAGGUGUCUUGAAAGAGGGGUUUGAAGUGGCUGGGAUAGAUCAGGCCAUGAUAUUAGCGAUCAAAAUCACGGCUGCAAGGUUCGAAGCACUGGGUGCACAAGUGUUAGACGUGAGCAUACCUGAACACAAGGUGCUGGGUCCGGCGGUGUGGCAUAUCAUCUCGCAUAUGGGAUGCGCCAAGGAGGUAUUUGAGGGUACCACAAACGGCAGAGUCGGGCUGCAGUUGACGGACCUGCAGGAGAAGAUGGUGGGGUGGGAUUCACCGGAGAGGUUCGCCGAGGGUUUCUAUCUUAACGGAAAAUACCUCUGGGAAUCCGAUCCUUCCAUCCUGGGCAAGGCCAUAAACCUCUCGCUCUCUGUCCGAGCCGCUUACAAUCGCGCCCUGUCCUCAUGCGACGCUCUUCUCCUCCCCACCGUACAAAGUGUUGCACGCAAGCUUCCGACAUUUAACCAUACACUUUCAGCUCCGGUCGUUGAGUCGGGUUGGAAGGCGUACUCGGUCAAUGGAAAUACGGCGGUCUUCGAUAUAACAGGUCAUCCGGCGCUGAGCAUGCCGAUUGGAUUUCUGCCAUCGUUGGAUGGGGAUGAGGACGUGCGGCUACCGGCGGCUGCUCAACUGGUGGGGAAGUGGUGGGAUGAGCUGACUCUGUAUAAGAUUGCCUAUGCAUUCGAAGAGAAUUACGAUUGGAAGAAGGUCGGCAUCACAGCUCAAUAG